Molecule: messenger RNA, 1196 nt
Organism: Racocetra persica
Lineage: Eukaryota; Fungi; Glomeromycota; Glomeromycetes; Diversisporales; Gigasporaceae
Source: the annotation of a GenBank genome assembly
AAAAUGGUUACUUAAAAUCAAGAAAGUACUCCUAUAAAUUUAAUAUUUUUAAAAAAGUCACCAGUGUUUCAUUUAUACCUAACAACAUAAAAACUAAAAAAAUUAAAACUGGAGAUGAUGAUGAUGUCAACAGUCAAAUAAAAUCAAUAUAUGGAAUUACAAGAAAAGAGCAACCAAAUUAUGAUGAAUCCAAAGCUGUCGAAGAAAUAGCAGAAUUAACUGACAGUAAUAUUAACAAAAUAGUACUUUUGUUAACAAAGUCAAUUUAUAAAAAUGUUACCAAUGAUUAUCUCGAAAUACCAAAGCUUUUAUUUUUUGCGCAAUUACUUUUUGAAAAUAGACUAGUUAUUUCUAAUGAAAUAAAUGAUAAAACUUAUACUGCAAAUCCUAAUUUCGGUAUUGAAUUCUGGAAGAAAAAUUUAAAUAAGUCAAGUUAUCUUAAGAUGUUUGAAUUGAUUGAUGAUAAUGCUAAAUUAAAAUUGGAUUUACAAUAUCAAAACAAUAAGCAUUUUUUGAGCAUUUUUCAAGGCGAAUUUGAUAGUAGUCCUUUGAUGAAUGAAUCUUUUCUUGAUUAUAGAAAUUAUUAUGAAUCUUGUAUUAGUGAUAUGAAUAAUCAUAAUAGAUCAAGUUCCUCAACUAAUUCACAAAGUUCAAAUAGUAUGCAAUUAGAUAGUGAUGAUGAACAUAUUCUAUUGGAUCCAGAAUUUCAAAUAGAAAUGGAAGAGAUUCAGAAUGAAACAGAACGUCAUCAUAAAGAAAAUUUAAAGAAACAAGAAUAUAUCCCUUAUACAACAAAUGAUGAAAUUAGUUAUAUUAUAAACGAAGUCAAUGUAUCUGACAAUAUGACAGCUUUUAUCAAAAAAUGUAAAGUGGCAAUAAGUAAAUUAGAAGAAGAUAUUUUUUAUAAUAGAAUCAAUAAUAAUCAGUUUUCAGAUAAAAUUGAAGACAUUCAGACCUUUGUUAAAGAAUUUAAUAUAAUGUUUUAUAAAAAUUGGAUAUCUGAACUAAAGAAAUUGAAACUAUAUAAUAAUAUACUUAACGAUAUGCUUGAAAUAUUUAAAAAUCUACAAAGUAAUUUGAUGAAUCUAGACAAAGCAAAUAAAAAAUUGAUUGAAUCUGUUAAAAGUAAAAUUGAAAAUGAUUAUAUAAAAAUUGUUGAGGACUUCAAUACGAUACAGGAGAAAAUGAAGAAUUAG